Molecule: messenger RNA, 1104 nt
Organism: Pseudozyma flocculosa PF-1
Lineage: Eukaryota; Fungi; Basidiomycota; Ustilaginomycetes; Ustilaginales; Ustilaginaceae
Exons: 3
Coding region: 1-1104 (367 amino acids)
Molecular function (GO): nucleotide binding
Source: RefSeq, a predicted model, not a curated record
AUGUCGUCUCCCUUUACCUGCAAGUGGGGCAUCCUCGCCACGGGCGGCAUCGCAGCCACGUUUACAAAGGACCUCCUCGUCGAUCCCUCGACGCGCAACGUCUCGGACGUCAGCCACCAGGUGGUCGCCGCCGCCUCGUCGACGUCGGCCGAGCGCGCGCGCCACUUCCUCGCCGACGUCGGCGCCGACCCCGCCCGCUGCCGCGCCUAUGGCAGCUACGAGGAGCUGGUGCGCGACCCCGAGAUCGACAUCAUCUACGUCGCCACGCCGCACUCGCACCACUACGAAAACACGCUCCUCUGCCUCGAGGCGGGCAAGAACGUGUGCUGCGAAAAGCCCUUUACCAUCAACGCCAAGCAGGCGGCCCACCUGGCCAAGGUGGCCCGGCAGCGCGGCCUCUUCCUCAUGGAGGCCGUCUGGAUCCGCUUCUUCCCCGUCGUCGUCGAGAUCCAGCGCCUGCUCCACCACGACCGCGUGCUCGGCAAGAUCCACCGCGUCUUUAGCGACCUCAGCAUCGCCUUCAAGCCGGAUCCAAACCACCGCCUCUUCAACCCAGACCUCGGCGGCGGCGCCCUCCUCGACCUCGGCAUCUACGCCCUCACCUGGCAGAUGCUCGUCCUCUACCAGCACCCGGACAACGCCCGCGCCCAACCGCGCGUGCACGGCAGCAUCGUAAAGACUCCGCUGACGGGCGUCGACGAGCUCACCACCGUCGCCCUCAACUUUGACCAGAUGGGAGCGCAGGGCAUCGCCACCACCAACAUGACGGUCAAGAGCUCGCCGCACUAUGUCGUCCUCGUCCAGGGCGAGAAGGGAGAGCUGUCGGUCCCAUUCCCCACCUACCGCCCCGAAUCUUACACUCUGCGGCUGAGGGACGCCGAGGGCGAGCUGGGCGAGCCGCAGACCAAGACGUUCCCCAUUCCCGGACACGGCAUGUUCUGGGAGGCCGAUGCGUGCGCCCGAGCGCUGCGCGACGGCAAAAACGAGGCCGACCGAUGCACCCUCGACGAGUCGCUCCUGACCAUGGCCAUCAUGGACGAGGUGCGCUACUCGAACGACUUCCGCUACCCCGACUCGAUCGAAUCGGUCCGCGACGACGCCUAG